UUUUGACACUUGUCAAUAAAAACAUCUUAAACGUGAAUUCAACUUGAAAUAGUUCGAAAUGGACGGGUUAAGAUUGAUUAGUUAAGUGUUUAGCAAAAAUUUUAGCGUAGGGAAGAUUACGACAUAAUUCGCGAUCUUUGCAAUGGUGAAAACCCGACGUAGCAACGGUGAGAAUGGGGAGGUUGACGAAGGAAAUUAUUCAAUAAACGAUGUUGGAAGCAUCUCUGAUGAGAAGGCAUCAAAUUGGUCCCAACGAGAGUUAAGAAGUAGUCAAUAUAAAGUUGCGAGAAAAAUCCAACGCUGGCCGACAAGAUACAGCCGCAGUAGACUCCGCGCUAUAAAAAUGCCGAGAAUUAUGUUUCCUGAAAGUGACACCGAACCGGAAAAAUAUUCAAGGAGAUCCCGGCAAGUUAGAGUUUUCUUUGCUGAUGAUAAUGAUGCUAGUAACAGGAGCAUGAAGAUACGUCGCAAUCGUGGACCCAGGAAGAACUACAUGGAAGACAGUGAAGAUAAGCCAAUACAACAAAAUGUGCGGCGUAGUUGCCGGAAGCGGAAGUUGCUCCAUCACAAUUUUAAUGAAAGCUGGAUUACUAAUGAGCUGAAAGUCAAAGGAUAUCCUGACUUGUAUGGAUUUAAUGGCACCAGUUCCUCUGACGAAUUCUCCUCUGGUGAUGAAGCGAGGGAAUCUAAGAAAUUGACUCGUAGUCACCCGCCUACAAACACCGAUGAAGACACUCAGCUGUCCAGGCAAAGAAGAACUUCAGCUAGAUUCACUAAUAAUAAAAAGGAUGUGACAGAUUCGGAUUCAGACAAUGAAAACAAUCAAACGGUCAUCGAAAAGAAGCCAGUGGAAGCCAAGCAGGAGAGUGACAAGAACGAAACAGAAGAUAAACAGAAGACAGAGAGAGAAGAAAAGGCUGAGGUCAAAGAGGAACAAGAUAGCAACAGUAACCAAGGUCCAGCUCGUUCAACCCGGGGGAGAGGUCGGAGAGGUCAAAAGAAAGACAGCCACCAGGAAACAGCGUCUUCAUCGUCCGAGUCCAGCGCGCCGCGAGCUCGCCGGCCGCGACGAUCCGAGAGGGCUCGAGCACCGCCGGCCUUCGUGCAGCUGGCUGACCGGGAGACGAGGACCCGAGGUAAAUCCUUUGCUCUGAGAAAGAAGCCAUACAGCCUAAGGGAGAGAAAACCGAAAUUACUUCGUAGAAAAACGAUUAGAUCUCAAUCACCGUCCAGCAGCAGCAGCAGCAGCAGCACCAGCAGCUCCGAUACUGAGGAGGAUUUGAAUGUAUCGAUGAAAAAUAAAACCAAGGGCAGGCAAAAAUCCAAGUGCAUAGAUGACAAAAAGACUGACAGGGCGCUGAGGGACAUACAGCCCAUUGAAGUGGACGGCAGUGUGAGGUUCUCAUCAGUCGGCGGUUUGGAGGAGCAUAUAAAGUGUCUGCGAGAAAUGGUUCUCUUCCCGCUCAUGUAUCCGAGUUUGUUCGAAAAGUUUAAGACUCGACCCGCCAAGGGUGUUCUGUUCCACGGCCCGCCCGGGACUGGCAAGACCCUGCUGGCACGAGCGUUAGCCAACGAGUGCAGUUUGAUCGGCGGACGGAAGGUCGCCUUCUUCAUGAGGAAGGGGGCUGACUGCUUAAAGAAAUGGGUGGGGGAGAGCGAACGGCAUCUGAAGUUGCUGUUCCAACAGGCUAACAAAAUGAAACCAUCGAUAAUAUUCUUUGACGAGAUCGACGCCCUGGCUCCCGUCCGUAGCGUGAGGCAGGAGCAGGUUCACACUAGCGUCGUGGGGACCCUGCUGGCAGAAAUGGACGGGGUCUGUGACAGAGGUGAAGUAGUUGUUAUCGGCGCAACGAAUCGUCUGGACGCCGUGGACCCCGCACUGAGACGCGCCGGCCGGUUCGACCGCGAGCUGCACUUCCCCCCACCACACGCGGCCGCGCGCCGCGAGAUACUAGAGAUAUACACCCGCGACUGGAGCCCGCCCCCCUCCACAGACACCAUACUGCGGAUAGCCGACAUCACUAACGGCUAUGGAGGAUCGGAUCUGAAGGCUUUGUGUUCUGAAGCGGUACUGAAAGCGCUCAGAAGAGUUUAUCCACAAGUGUACGAUAGUGAAUACGCGCUAGUUAUAGAUCCUAAAAACGUAGAGGUCACGGAAGGCGAUCUGGAGUCAGCGAUGGCUGGUCUGGUGGCGGCGGGCGCUCGGAGUAGUCCCGCCCCGGCGCGGCGACUACCCUCAUAUUGCGAGCCGCUGUUCCAGGCGCAACUUAGGGCUGCGUUAUCCCUUCUCAAACAACCUUUCAUUAAAGGCACUGGAAAAAAAUCAGAUAUGCCGAUGUCAUCUAACGUGUUACUAUUGGAGGGCGAAUGUUCUGACACCCAUCUCGCGCCCGCGGUGUUAGCCCACUUCGAACAGUGUACCGUUCGCGAGCUCAGUGCGACUUUGCACUCGGCGCUGGCGUACACUCAAGAACAAGCGCUUAUAUCGCUGUUCUCGGAGUGUCGUCGCGCCGAGGGCGGGUGUGUGUUGGUAGUUCGUGAGGCGGACGCGGUGUGCGGCGCGCUGGGCGGGCCGGGGCUGCUGUUACAGCUGUGGCGCUCCCGGGCCGCGGGGGAGCGGACUUUACUCCUCGCUACCUCGCCACAUAGACCGCUAGCUGAUGAUCUCAAAGAAUUGUUCCCAGCAUACAAAGACUGCACUUACAGAGUCCGUGAUCCCACUAUAUCUGAAGUGAUAAACUUCUUGAAGCCGAUAUUGACGGAAGUACCUCUAGAAGAACCCGUUAUACAGAACAACGAGCCGCCGCCCCCUCUACCACGAGCCCCUCCCCCUCCCCCGCCGAGAGAGAGCGAAGAAGAUAUAGCGAGGCGAAAAAGGAAAGAAGAUUACAAGCUGAGAGAAUUGAGGAUAUUUUUACGAGAUAUUUGCAGGAAGUUAGCUUCUAACAGGCGCUUUUAUAAGUUCACCAAACCUGUCGAUCUGGAGGAGGUCACAGACUAUCUAGACAUUAUAAAGCAGCCGAUGGAUCUGGAGACCAUAAUGACGAAGGUGGACAUGCACAAGUACAACUGUGCGCAGGAGUUCCUAGAUGACGUGGACUUGAUAUGCGCCAACGCCCUCGAGUAUAACCCGGACAGGACGUCGUCGGACAAGCAGAUCCGUCAUGAAGCGUGUUCCCUGAGAGAUCACGCGCACGCGCUCAUCGACGUGGAGAUGGACAGCGACUUCGAGCUGGAGUGUCAGGACAUCGCCCGGAGACGCCGCGAGGAGGGCGCCGCCGACAACGACCUGCCCGACUUCAUAUACACAGCAUCCAACUUGCCGGACGGUCUAGAUAAUUCAACAAAUGAGAAGACGAUCCGGACGCCACAGAACGGUGAGAAGAACGAGACUCACUCCGCGAAACGGAAGAGAAGAAGAAUCAACGCCUGGUCCAAGGGACUGGUUGUGAAGCGACAGAAAACACAGAGGAAUUUUAAGGAUUCAUCACUGGCGGUGACGGACGAGGAGUGUAAGGAAAAUCAGCCAAUAACAUCCACCCCGCUACCUAACGGGUCUUGUAGCUCGGGCUCCGACGACGACGCGCCUCUUAGGCGACCUGCCCCCGACCCGCUCGAGAACAACGACAAAGACUAUCACAACCACGUGCGGGACAGCCCGGCGAAAACGGAGAAGUCACCGACUAAACAGUCACCAAAGAAAAGAAAUUCCGGUCACGAGGCCUCGAGUGGAGAUUCAGAGAAGGUACUGAUAAACAAGACUGAACUAGAUAACCUACUGUAUAAAAACGCAAAGUCCUUAAGGAGCAUCGGCCUCACUGCCUUACUCGAUCUACACGAACAGCUGGCGGCCGUUGUCCACUCAUACAGCGACAAAUAUGAUAGGAACAAACUGCCAAACGAACUGAGCUCCAUCAUAACGAGGUACAUACAGUUGGCGAAGAAGUGAAUCGACAACCGGCCUUGCUGUCAAAAUAACCCUUCAGACCCAUCUGCCAGGUGCGAGUUAAGAUCCGUUAGGAUAUGUCGAUACAAUAGCAGCUGGGUCUAAAAAAGACAAUAGUUUUAUAACUAAUAUUCCUAACUUGAAUUUAUCUAGCCCUCGAACUAUCCAAAGCCGUCCAAAGUUAAAGUAAUUGAUUUUUUUGACAGAAGGCUAGUAAGGUUGGGUUGGGAUUAACGCAUUACUCUUAAAUGCGGGAUGUAAUAUUGUAUUUGAAUUCGAAUGAGAACAGUAUUCGGUGUUUUUGUUUGUGGUGUUCUUAAACCUAAAAAUACUCUUUAAAGUAAAAAUAUCUCGAAAUAAAUUUUAGAUGUUCCCUUUGGUUGUACAUUUUCGAUGUAACUUUUUUUUUUAAUAACCAGUUCUUGAUGUCAAUUGAUUGUAACUGUUUACAAUAACAGCUGAUAGCACUAUCUAGAGUCUAGACCGACAGUCUGGACCCGGUCUGUGAUAGAAGUAGAAUUGUAUAUAUCAUAGUAAAUAAAGUAUCUAAUUUCUCACUCAUAAUCAAUCAUAUUUCAUGUUGGUAACUUCGAUAUUGUAUCUUAUAUGAUUGUAAUAAGGUUUAUAAUAACUGUGGGUUUAAGUCGGGAAUGCGGUUUAGGAAAAUGGGUUCAAAGCAUGUCCGUGGGUUGAGAUAUACAUAAAGGGUUUAAUUAUAUUUAAUGUUUAUGAAAUAGAAAUAAAAUAAUAAUAAUAAUUUUCUCAUCUGGCUUUUAUGUAUAAAAAAUAAAAGUAUAUAAAAAAAAAUACUAAUAAUAAUAAAAAUUAUAUGUAACUUACUGUAAAAGUAAAAAAAAAUAUAUAAUAAUGCUCUCGAUUCUCUAAACUUAUUAAAAACAGGUUGUGAAAACUGAUAUAUAGUAUUGCUUCUAGCGUUACAUUUGUAUAUAUUUUUCAUUUGAUUUUCGUCAAUACAUGUAAAACGUCCACAAUGCAAAUGGCGGGUGUCCAUACAAUAUUUUAUAAAUCCCUUAUAUUCAUAUAAUUUUCAUUGUCUAUUUCAUACUUAACAUAAUAUAACAAGCAUUGCUCAUCACAACAUGCUUAUAAACUAGUUUAUCUAUUUUUUUUUUUAAUAAUUGUAAUGUAUAUUAAAAGCACCUAAAGAAUUUAUUCGAUACUGCCACUAACUUAAUUGUUUCCCAAAAGGCUGAAACAGGAAAUAUUAUUAUGUACUGUAAUCAAAUGAGCUUAUGUAUUCAGUGUGCGGAUAAAAUGAAAAUGUUCAUGCCUAGAAUAAGACUUGUCUUAACAGUUUAAUAAUUUUAUUGAAUUUAACCUAGUAAGCGUUUGUACUACGUAAUUAUUAAACGGACACUAGCGACCUCCUGUGUAUAUAACAUGUACUAAUAAUCUUUCAUUGAUGUUGUUCGAAUAUGUUUAGAUAUAUCUAAUCAUUCCUUUCGAUAUCAAACAGCAGUGGACAUUAUAAUUUGCUUUGUUUUACUGAUAUUUAUUAAACUUUUAACUCUACCUGACAUACAUUUAUUUGUCAUCACAUCAAAAUAUUAUUUUGUGUGAUUUUUCUAUGACUGUAAUAUGUACGGGUUAAAUAAAUUGUACUGACAUAAUGUAAUGUAUGUUUAGAACCAUGAAUACUAUUUAUCAAACGGUAUGUUUUCAUUAAGAGUGGAAAAAAAAUUGAACAAAAUAAUAUUUUUCGAUGACAGUGUAAUGUUCUAAAUUUUUUUGUCCAUGUCAUGCGAGACUGAGACACCAUUAUGUGUCCUCAAUGUUAUUUUUUUUGUGUCUGACAAAUGUUUUAUUCCGCUGUUCCGCUCAUUUUUUGUGGUUCAUACAAAUAUACUAAAAGAAAUAGAGUGAAUGUGACUUGGGACAAUUUGAGAACAUUGUAAUGAAAAUUUUUUUUCAAUGCAUUUGUUGAUAUUUGAUAUAAUUUUUGUGUAAUUUGAAUAUUUCUACAUAUAUAUAUACAAUAUCACUUGUAACACUGUUUGGUAUCGAAAUAAUGAGUUAGGAGUAACUGAUUAAAAGUUUAUUUUGAUUCAAAAUGUAUGCCAAUUGUUUCUCUUCAUAUAUUUUGAUUAUUUAAAUUAAUAGUACUUAAUAACUUUAUAUACAAAGCUAAUGUUCUAUUAUUUUUUAACUCAAUAUUUUUUGGUGUGUCCGAAUAAUUUGUUGUAAAUACAUAUAAUUUAUAUAUUUGCAUGUUUUCGUUAUUGUUUGGUACUUUAUAAAACUGUGUGAUAUGAAAAUACAAAAGCACAUAAAUAAAAUAGUUACCUCAAAAGAAUUACUUCAAAAAACAUGUAGUGAUAAUAUAACUGAUAGUUUUUUAUAAGGAUCCUGCCAUAUCCUGACCGAUGGCGGUUGUUUUUGAUCGAGUGUCGUUCUGUUGUUACCAUUACCCUUUAUACAGUCUACUGGUAUCAUAUCAGUUGUAUCGAUUUAAAUUUACAAUGUAUAGUUAUAAUUGUUGUAACGACUUUGAUAAUCUGAUAAUUGAAUUUUAUUGUACGGUUCAAACGAAUUUUUAGAAUUAAUGUUAUUUAUAAGAGCGUGUGCAGUAUCAAACACUGUUUGUAUAGGAUAAUUCAUUAAAUUAAAUAUUGGUACGUCUUGGCAACUUUCAGCAGUGCUUUUAGUAUUUUAUUUGAGUAUAAUAAAAUUUUUGUUACUAUUUUGUUUUUGAAAAUACCAAAUUGUUUUAUAAAUAAAUUUUCAGUAAAUAUUGUUCAUACAAAAGAAACGAUUAUUGUAGUAAAUUAAAUAUCUCUACUAUGUCACUUAAACUUCAUAAACAUGACGUUACGAAACAUUAAGAAAAAAAUUUGAAUAUGGAAACUUUUAGUUGUAUGGGAAAAAAAAGGUUGCCAUUGGUUUAACUUUUUCAUUAUAGUGUUGCCAAUAAUAAAAUUAAUAACUACAGCCAAUAUAGAAGUAAAUUUGUUUUGGGAGAUGUUAAUCAAAAUAUUUUAAAAAUAAAGUUGGACUGGUUAUAAGAUUAGACAUUGUUGAUCGAAAUCUUAUUGUAUCAUUAUAAAGUUUGUGGUGCAUUUUUGCGUUGAUUUUAAUUGCUUUCUCCAUUAUUAUUUUUUUGUUGUUUAUUAAAAUAUAAUACACUAUGAAAAUUAAGUAAUUGAUGGCAACCGAAAUACGGCUUCAAUAAUAAUUUAUAACAAAUUUAAUUUUCAUUUCAUUAUAAAACUGAUUUUAAAUUAAUUGAUUUCACGCGUAUCUUCGAUGUUUAUUUUGUUUAUUUUUUCUUUGUGUAAGAAAUUUGUUUGUAAUAAAAUUAUUUUAGAGUGGAAUUAGUUUUAGUUAUUAUUGGAUAUUAUCUUUUUUUUAUUUUUUUAAAGGCAUUGAGAUUAAUGGUUUUGUUUUGUAGCUGAAUUGGCCUAAAUAAAAAUGUAUCAUAAUACGAUUGUAUUGAAUAAAUAGUAUAGAAGAUGUAUGUUUGAUACUGCAAGUUAUUGUUAUUCCGAUGAAUCUGCUUGCAUUUGCUCAAUCUGGUGUAACAUUGUGAGCGACCACCGUUAGUGUAUAUUUGUAUUUAUGAAAAUGUAUUUAAUAAAAAUUAAAGGGUAUGCCUUCAUGUGAUAACUGAA
Messenger RNA from Danaus plexippus (monarch butterfly), 7575 nucleotides. Its product is annotated as ATPase family AAA domain-containing protein 2-like. Gene Ontology annotation, cellular component: nucleus. Gene Ontology annotation, molecular function: chromatin binding; ATP binding; ATP hydrolysis activity. Lineage: Eukaryota; Metazoa; Arthropoda; Insecta; Lepidoptera; Nymphalidae. Gene Ontology annotation, biological process: positive regulation of transcription by RNA polymerase II. The record is from RefSeq and is a predicted model, not a curated record.